Molecule: messenger RNA, 7509 nt
Organism: Leptosia nina
Lineage: Eukaryota; Metazoa; Arthropoda; Insecta; Lepidoptera; Pieridae
Source: the annotation of a GenBank genome assembly
AUGGACAAGGAGACCGGGGAAGGCGGGGAUGCGACCGCGAAACCGCCGCCCGAUGCCCAGUUCGACCCCUCUGCACUCUUUGGAGCGUACUGGGGUCGAGAUGGCGCCAGCAGCGCGGCAGCUGCGCAGGCGCAGGCCCAGGCUCAAGCCGCGCUCUUCGGCUUCGGGUCACGCUAUCCUCCGCCCACCACCCUCGGAGUCGCCGCCAACCAGGCGGCUUCGUUGGGACUACAUCCUGCCGCAAGUGCGGCUUGGUGGUCGAUGGCGUCUCAUCUGGCGGCCCAGGAUUACUUAGCUCGACUGCAGGCCACGGGUUUGAACCUGUCACCCUUAGGCGACCCUUAUGCUACUCUCUCAGCGCUAUCGGGCUCUGGUCUCAAGCAGAGCAAACCGCCCAAGCAGACUAGCAGGAAUGAAAGGUCAGGCAGAAGUAGUACAUCUUCCAGUAUGUCUAACAAAGACAAGAGCCCAGCAACGAGUACUAACUCACAACAUAAUAUGAGUGAUUGGGCAUCAACAUAUGGUUUUCCCAAAACCUCGUCUCCCUCCACCAUGGCUUCGCAGUCUUUGUCCAGUUUGGCUUCUUUGAAUAAUUUGGCGCAACAACCGUUGCAAAGCAAACCGAGUAGCAAGCAGCCCCAACCUCCGCCUAGCAGAAAGUCAUCGUCAUCAGGUAAAGAGAAAGAUAGAGAUUUAUCAGUAUUACGCAGCGAGCUCAUGUUGGCGCAAGCAGCUGCUCAAGGAGCCUACCAUGCAGCUGUAGCAGCUGCUGCUAAGGGGAAGAACAUGCCUCUACCAUACCCCUUCGGUAUGCCAGGUUCAGAGAAGGACCGGCGGUCUGGCAUUGACUCCUUGACUGGUCUACCUCACAAUCUACUCAGUGAUCCUGCAUCAGUAUUGGGUGGCGUAAGAUUGCCCCCCGACACAGAAAUUAUAAAAUACACUUCAUCACUGACGGGACCUAAGGUUCCUGCCGGCUCAACUAAUCGUGGUAGGAAGAAGACAAUAUCCCUUGAUCCGCCCCACGUCUCGUUACAUCCAUCCAGUGAUAGAAGUACCCCGCUGCCAAACAAGAGACAGAAAGUUGACGAAUAUGGCAACUCCAGGUCUUCAGUGGAAGUCAUCCGUCUGCCAAAUAAACCUGACCGAUCCUCAAAUUCCCUAUCUGCAACACCACCACCAAAUCUAUCGGAUUAUGCUGGUAUAUCCCGGGAGUUACUCCAGACAAUAGCCAGUCAAAGCGGUGUGAGCUUAGCAGCUCUAGAGCGGCAGCUAGCUGGUGCCAACCCAACCGACUCAGGCCUAAACUUAAGUACGAAGUCCAAUACGAGUUCUGAAGAGGCUCCAAUGGACCUUGGUGCCAAGUCUGCAGAAGAUGAUGCGCCUCUUAAUUUAUCUUUAAAGCCUACACCACCGAACUCCCAAGCGUCAGACGCUCUAUCAAGACUGACUUCUCUAAGCAGCUCGCUCAGUGCGUCCAACGAGAGAAUAUCCCGACGUAAACCGGGUGCGAAGCCUAGACGUGUCGCCCCCGAACCCAACGUGGAGUGUCCACGGCCGCGUUCUAGCGGCAGUGAGGACAGUGAAUCUGUGCCACCUUGGCCCACACGAGAAGGACGUCCACGUAACCUCGGUCGAGGAGUGAGCAAACCCAAAAAGAACACUGUUGCGUCGCUUCUCGCGCAGAGCCGUGCGCUGGGACUCCGACCGGCGCUUGCGCAGCAAUUACUGGGAGAGACUGAUCUGGAAAAGCUUCGAGCACUGGUCGGUGAAGGCGCGAGUACGGACAGCGAAUGUCAACAGUCCGACAGCAACCCUUCCGACUCUGAUGCCAGCGAUUCGGGGAGGAAGUUAGACGCGUUACUGCGACUUCCAUUGGCUCUUGGUUGGAAACGUGUAACAGUUAUAAAGGGCCUGUCUCGCAACUGCAAUAUUAAGGGAGACGUCAGCUAUUCCCCUCCCGAGCCACAUUCAGCGCUUCACAUCAAGUCUUCGUCGGAAUUACAGAGUUUCCUGGAGUCAAACCCCUGUCCCGCUUUAUCACUGGACAACUUCAGUUUUAGUUCAAGGACGGUGUUGGGUGAAUAUAUCCAGCCAGCUGCAGAUACCGAACCCAUAAUUUUCACUGAGACUGACAUAUCUAAGAGGCUCGAAGAAGCCCGCGCCCUAGCCGCGUUAGCUGGACCGCGGUCCACCCCACCUCCAGUCGAAAGACGUAUUGAAUUAGCACGAAGACAACAAGCGGCGAGAGAUGCCAGGAGAGACGCUACGCAUAGGCACAGAGACCAGGCUCGUCUCGUGCGUGAAUUGGAACGGUCUGAGAAAGCAGAGUUAGUGAAACGCGAAAAGGAAGUAAGGAGUCAACAACUACUAGAGCAUAUCAACAAAAAUAGAACGCAAUUGACGAUCGAGGCGCUACCUAUGAAAGACGAAUGGAAGGUGCCAGAGACAAUAGCGCCGGCGAAAAGAGAUAGAACUAUGCCACAGAUAAGCCUCUCCCUCAUCCCGGUUAGCGGCAAAGACUCGCCGAUCAAAACUUUGAAUUACGAACAGGGGAUGUGGAAGGAGGAAUCCGAGGAAUACAACGCGCUGGACAAAAUGAAGGACUUCGCUGAGAAAGCCGCGUUCGAUCUGCCCAAGCGGCCUAACGACAAAUACUUCGACAUGUCACUUGUAUCGGCGGACAAGCGGAAGAAAGAAUUGCCCCCCGAGGGCGAGAACAAUCUAGAAAAACUGAUCGACUCGUACUCGCGCAUAUCCGAGUUCAUAAACGGCUGCGACUGGAAAAGCGUAGACAAACAAGCCGAUCCAAAGAGCAUAGAACAAAAGUACUUGGACGCGAAGAACGAGUUUAUGUCACAGAACCUCAUGCUAAUGCCGAAAGACAAAAAAGUAGUUAUCGAUUUGAGCGAAGAUAAAUCGGAUGUAAAUAAAAAAAACAAAGGCCCAUACAAUGUUAACAAGGAAGGAGCCCUAUCGGUUUCGGCUCAGCCGUUCGCGAAGGACGUAAUCAGUCCGGCUAAGAAGCGAAAACAGGAGGACGCUGAAAAACAAAGGUUCGAAGAGCAAGCUAAGAAGCAACAGGAGAGAGAGAUAAAGAGACAACAGGCGAUGCUGCUCAAAGAACAGGAACGAGAACGGAGACGUCAGCACACAACAUUCAUUCGGCAAUUAGACUCCCGAAGAAGAUGGGAAGAAAGAGAGAGAAGAAAACAUCAGAACCUUCUAGAUCGGUUGCUCGUCAAAGAGAAGAAGUUGCAGCAGAGAAGGAAAGAGAUGGAGCUAUUAUCUGAGUUGAGGAGGCCUCAAGAGGACUCUUCUCUCUCAGAUCAAAAGCCUCUUCCCGACCUGGAUAGAAUACCAGGUCUAAAGAUCUCAGGACAGGCGUUCGCUGAUCUACUCCAAGUGUACGAGUUCCUACAUAACUUUGGACAAGCUCUUGGUAUCGCUGCAGAAUCAAUACCAACCCUGGAUUCAUUACAACAAGGUCUCUUAGACUCCAAUGAAGAAGCGGAAAAUGCGCUCAUAUCUGUGCUCACCAGGCUUCUAGUUCUCGCUAUUGAGGAUCCAGGUAUACCUCACCCGGGUCGUCACACGACGUUGCUCGGGCAGGCGAUACGUUUGGGCGAUAUCCGGCCAGACAACCUGAGCGAAGUACUGCGGAUAUACCUUUAUGCGAACGCCACUGGAGAAGUUAAGGCUAUGACAGGUUUGACGGUAGAGCGAGAACGCGAACGUCGAAUCGCUGACCACCAUCAGAGCGACGCUGAAAUGCAACAAACAUGUGCGAGUACCAAAAACGCCGCAUACUACGAGCACUUACACAAUAAUAGUACUUAUAAACUAUCUGAAAUGCUUCGUGACAAACCAUUCGUCUCUCUCAACCCAAGCAGUAAAGCGAGAAUGUUGGCGUACUUGUGCGAUGAAUUACUCCAAAGCAAGGCAGUUUUACGCGCAGUUGACGCGUCUCUGGACCACCUCAAUCAGCUGCGUAAGGAACGGUAUCUUAUGGAUGCCAAGAUUCGAAAAGUCCGCUCGCUAUACCAACGCAAGUUACGCGCAGAACAGACCGAAAAACAACAAGCCUUAGCCUUGGAACGAAUGCAGAGGCUGGUGGAAGAAAGCACGGGCCAUAUGCGAUCGCCUGCGCGUGAAACACCAGAGAAGUCUGAAACACCGAAGAAAGAGUCAUCUCUUCCACCGGAAGACAAGCCAGGAACUCCGUCCCCAUACAAAGAAGAGGAGCCUAGUGACAAGGAACUAUCACCCUUAAAAGAGAUGAGCAAGAAAGAGAUAUUGAACAACAAUAAAGACGAAAUUCCUGUGGAAGGAAAAGAUAAAGAUAGUGUAAUGGGUGAUGACGUUUUGAGUGACUUGGAGAGUGAAGGGACACAGCCAGAAGAAGACGAAGACAAAAACCUAUCAUCAGAGGAGUUAUCAAAAAAAUUAGAGAAAUUAUUACGACAGUCGGAACAGCAAGUGUUGCAGCUGGCUGCUGCGUCUAACGCAUUGAGGGCUACGUGCUAUGGACAAGACAGAUAUUGGCGUCGUUAUUGGUCUCUAGGGAAGUCCGGUGGAGUUUUCGUUGAAGCUAUGGAGUCAGCUCAGCCUGAGAUAGUUGCGUAUCAUUCGAAAUUGGAGGAAACAAAGACGAAUGGUGUAAAAGUUGAAGACAAAGAAUUAAAAACGGAAGCAGAUUCCGAAGAAACAGAAGAGGUGUCGGAAGCGCAAGCGGAGCAAGAGCUAAGAAGUAUCAAGAGCGAACUCAACCUCAGUGAUAAAACACAGAUUAUCAAAUAUGAACCAAACAAGAUCGUUUGCAAAGUUGAAGGUAUAAAAAUGGAAGAGAAAUACAUUCAACAAAAGAGUCACGAAGAAGAAGAUAUGCUAGAUAUCGAAGACUCCAUUCCAACUGCGUUUCUAGUCCAAAAACCCUCGCAUAAACCCCUCUUCGCAACCCAAGCCGAACCUGUAGACAAACCACAAGAGAUCGUGAAACUGGAAAAUCCCGCGAAAACGGAAACCAUAGACAAAGAACCCGAAGAAUCCAAAGAUACGCUAGUCAACAAUCUAGAGGAACUACGCAAGAUGGCUGAGGCUGUUUCAUCGCAAUUAGAAAAAGAAAAAGCAGAAAGCGAAGUGAAAGAAGAAAAACAGGAAAAGGAAGACGUGGAAGCAGAUUCUGCGCAUGCGCAUCUAUACGCCAAAAUGUUAGAUGGAAAAUGGUUUUCCAUUCUUCGCCAUGAAAGCGCUUUUCUAACUAACAUUAAUGAGGAGAAGUUCGAUAUACCGAAGUACUGUGAUAACGAGCAUACCUGCAGCGAAGUGAUACAAUGCCAGGGUCAUAGGUGGGAUGUGUCUAAUAAUUUGCACUUAUUAAACGACCCGAGUCUGUUUACAUUAAACAGUAUGGUGACGAGUGUGCAAGUGCCGUGCAAUAGUGUGUAUGCGGAUUCCAGUCUGACUAUGUCGGGGUUAGACCAAGAUAUGAUGGACGCCAGUAUGAAUAAUACUGAGUUGGAAAUGGAUGAAAGUAAAGAGCAGGAAAACGACUUAGAAAAAGAACUUCAAGCUGACUUAACAAAAGCCGACUUAGCCGCUCAAAAGGCGAAAGCCUCCGGCCUUAACAGCUUGGGCUUGUUAAACUUCAACGCGUUGUCGACGUACGUGACGUGCGACUCCCCACCACCCAUUCAAAUGUCACCUGAUGAGGUAGACCAACUCGAACACUGCAAAAGCCAUGGUCUACCUAAAAAGAUCGACGGGACCUAUGUGCCAAAGAAUUUACGACACGGCUGGUGGCGUAUUACAGAGUCGGAUCAGAUGAAAUCAGUGCUGGAAGCGUUACACCCAAGAGGUGUGAGGGAGAGAGAAUUACAUACUUCCCUUGUUCAACAUCUGCCUACUAUGAAUAAUAAGCUAUACAUCGAAAAAGGAGAUACAUCCAGCAGUCAAUUUACAGUUUCCCCACUGGACGUUGACGUAGACUAUGUACCUCCAGAUGAGCCCGGUUCCUUUUGUGCGAAAACUGCGAGAAGAGUAGACAUGGCUGUUUUGUCUAUGGUUGAGGCGUUAGAAGAAAGAGUCGUAGCGGGCUCAAUGCAAGUCAAGGGUUGGCGCCCGGACAGUACUCCCUUGCCCCCGGACGCGACUGGGGCAGAUAUAGUCGCCAGGGCGAGGCACGAUCUUGCCCAAUUGGAGGCACACGUGGAAAGGCGUUACCUUAAACCGCCUCUGGUACAAAGGUACGCUAGUACAAACGAGGCAAACUUGGGCGCCAUGCUUCAGGGAGAACACGGCAACGCUUCAGCCACGUCACCUCAGAACUCCGAUCAAAACGACGUAAAAGAAACCCGUGGUAUAGCGCGAGGUCUGGCGACAUGGCGCGACGCGGUAGCUCGAUGCAAUACAGCUGCGCAGUUGGCGAUGCUGCUCCAUGCUUUGGAAUCCCAUAUCGCUUGGGACAAGAGUAUUAUGAAAGCGAACUGUCAAUUCUGCCUUUCCGGCGAUAACGAAGACCAACUAUUAUUGUGUGACGGUUGUGAUAAAGGAUACCAUACGUACUGCUUCAAGCCGCGGAUGGAUAAGAUACCUGAAGGCGACUGGUAUUGUUGGGAAUGCGUAAACAAGGCUAGAGGCGAACGUGUGUGUAUAGUCUGCGGAAUGGGGAGUGCAGGUGGUCGCCUAGUGCCCUGCGCGUUGUGCGUACGCGCAUAUCAUCCAGACUGUCACUAUCCACCGUUGUUAAAGAACCCGCGAGGCAAGUGGUACUGCGCACAGUGUAUUUCUCGAGCGCCACCCAAAAAACCGCGUAAGAGCAACAAGCGAGAUUCAAAGCACAAAGAUACCUCGAAUGUGGAUUUAGAUACAUCCAUGGUUCCAAGUCCAGCGCCAUCUCACGCCUCGACAUCGACAACUGCCGAGGAAUGCGCGCCGAGCGUUUUACACACGCCCGAGAAGGAACACGACAAGCUCGACGAGCCGCUCGUCGAACAUGAAAACGGGCAUAACGUAACAGAACUGCCCUUACCUCUGCCAGAAGAGGGUCCGCCUGAGAAGCGGCGAGCUUUGCAAUUUGUCGCAGGCAACGGAGCCAUACCGCACGAAGAGACACACGUAGACGGUCACGAAGACCACGAAGCAGAAAAUGUUCCCCUUUUAUCUCGAGCGAAGAAAGACAAGAACACGGCUAAGAAACAAACUAAGGAGUUGCAGUUUUGCAAAAACCUUCUAUGUGAAAUGGAGUGCCACGAACACGCUUGGCCGUUUCUAAUCCCUGUCAACACGAAAUUAUUCCCACAAUACAAGAAGGUCAUCAAAUGCCCCAUGGACUUAUCUACUAUACGGCGGAAACUGCAGGAGUCGGGAUAUAAGUGUAAAGAAGAAUUCGCAUCAGACGUUCGUCUAAUAUUCAGUAAUUGCGAAGUAUUCAACGAAGACGACAGUCCAGUAGGCCGUGCUGGGCACAGCAUGAGACAGUUCUUCGAAACGCGAUGGACGCAAAUCUGA